Portunus trituberculatus (swimming crab) is the source of this 2367-nucleotide messenger RNA. RefSeq names its product zinc finger protein 208-like. Gene Ontology annotation, molecular function: RNA polymerase II transcription regulatory region sequence-specific DNA binding; DNA-binding transcription factor activity, RNA polymerase II-specific. Gene Ontology annotation, biological process: regulation of transcription by RNA polymerase II. Gene Ontology annotation, cellular component: nucleus. The record is from RefSeq and is a predicted model, not a curated record. The coding region runs from base 1 to 2367 and encodes 788 amino acids. Lineage: Eukaryota; Metazoa; Arthropoda; Malacostraca; Decapoda; Portunidae. The transcript has 5 exons.
AUGGAGUUACACAAUUCAGUGCAGAGUUUUGUUGCACUUUGCCUCCGUGACAUUGCCGGGCGCUCCUGGAUGAAGCCAGUGUUACCGCGCCACACAACGCCACAAAGUGUUAUCGCGCCACACAGCGCCACACAGUGUUACCGCGCCACACAACGCCACAAAGUGUUAACGCGCCACACAGCGCCACACAGUGUUACCGCGCCACACAACGCCACAAAGUGUUAUCGCACCACACAGCGCCACACAGUGUUACCGCGCCGCACAACACACAGUGUUACCGCGCCACACAACGACACAAAGUGUUACCGCGCCACACAGCGCCACACAGUGUUUCUGCGCCACACAACCAACACCACACAGUAUUACCGCGUCACACAACCCGACAAAGUGUUACUGCGCCACACAGCGCCACACAGUAUUACCACGCCACACAACACCACACAGUGUUACGGCGCCACACAACGCCACACAGUGUUAUCGCGCCACACAGCGCCACACAGCAGAACACCGUUACUGUGCCACACAACGCCACACAGUGUUACCGUGCCUGUUACCACACCAAACAGCACCACACCUUAUUACCGCGCCACACAGUGUUACUGUCCCACACAGCGCCACACAGUUUUACAGCGCUACACAGCGCCACCGUUUUACAGCGCCACACAGUGUUACUGCCCCACACAGCUCCACACAGUGUCACCGCGCCACACAGCAUUAGCGCCCCACACAGCGCCACACAGUGUUACCGCCCCACACAGCGCCACACAGUGUUACCACCCGACACAGCGCCACACAGUGUUAAAGCCCCACACCGCGCCACACAGCGCCACAGUGUUACCGCCACACAGAGCCACAGUGUAUUACCGCCACACAGAGCCACAGUGUUACCGCGCCACACAGUGUUGCCUCACCACACAGUGUUACGCCCCACACAGCGCCACACAGUGUUAUCGCCACACACAGAGCCACACACGCCACACAGCGUCAUUGCCCCAAACAGCGCCACACAGUGCUGCUGCCACACACAGCGCCACACAGUGUUACUGUGCCACACAGCGCCACACAUUGUUACCGGGCCACACAGUGUUACUGCCCCACACAGUGCCACACAGUGUUAUCGUCCCACACAGCGCCACACAGUGUUAUCGCCCCACACAGCGCCACACAGUUUUACCGCCCACACACCGCCACAUAGUGUUACCGCGCCACACAGCGCCACACCGUGUUACUGUGCCACACAGUGUUAGCCCGCCGAGCGCCACACAGUGUUACCGCGCCACACAGAGCCACACAGUGUUACCGUGCCAAACUGCGCCACACAGUGUUACCGCGCUAUACAGCGCCAGACAGUGUUACUACGCAACACAGCACCACACAGUGUUACCCCCACACAGAGGCACACAGUGUUACCGCGCCACAAAGCGCCAUACAGUUACCACCCAACACAGCGUCACACAGUGUUACCGCGCCACACGGCGCCACACAGUGUUACUACACAACAAAGCGCCACACAGUGUUACUACGCCACACAGCGCCACACAGUGUUACUACGCCACAAAGCGCCACACAGUGUUACUACGCCACACAGCGCCACACAGUGUUACUAAGCCACACAGCGCCACACAGUGUUACUACGCCACACAACGCCACACAGUGUUACUACGCCACACAGCACCACACAGUGUUACUACGCCACAAAGCGCCACACAGUGUUACUACGCCACACAGCGCCACACAGUGUUACUAAGCCACACAGCGCCACACAGUGUUACUACGCCACACAGUGUUACUACGCCACACAGUGUUACUACACCACACAGCGCCACACAGUGUUACUACGCCACACAGCGCCACACAGUGUUACUACGCUACACAGCGCCACACAAUGUUACUACGCCACACAGCGCCACACAGUGUUACUACGCCACACAGCGCCACACAGUGUUACUACGCCACACAGCGCCACACAGUGUUACUACGCCACACAACUCCACACAGUGUUACUACGCCACACAACGCCACACAGUGUUACUACGCCACACAGCGCCACACAGUGUUACUACGCUACACAGCGCCACACAAUGUUACUACGCCACACAGCGCCCCACAGUGUUACUACGCCACACAGUGUUACUACGCCACACAGCGCCACACAGCGCCACACAGUGUUACUACACCACACAACGCCACACAGUGUUACUACGCCACACAGCGCCACACAGUGUUACUACACCACACAACGCCACACAGUGUUACUACGCCACACAGCGCCACACAGUGUUACUACGCUACACAGCGCCACACAGUGUUACUACGCCACACAGCGCCACACAGUGUUACUACGCCGCACAGCGCCACACAGUGUGA